Messenger RNA from Diprion similis, 1963 nucleotides. It is a transcript of the gene mRpL41, whose product is annotated as 39S ribosomal protein L41, mitochondrial. The transcript has 2 exons. Gene Ontology annotation, biological process: translation. The coding region runs from base 8 to 493 and encodes 161 amino acids. NCBI's taxonomy places the organism in Eukaryota, Metazoa, Arthropoda, Insecta, Hymenoptera, Diprionidae. Gene Ontology annotation, molecular function: structural constituent of ribosome. The record is from RefSeq and is a predicted model, not a curated record. Gene Ontology annotation, cellular component: mitochondrial large ribosomal subunit.
CUUAGCCAUGGCUUCCGCCUGCAUGAUUAUACAGAGGAGUAUCGCAACAAGCUGUGUCUGCCAUGGGAAGCGUAACUUUCGAAAAUUCCUUUUGUAUAAUAAGCGGGGUACCCGAAAAUUCAAGGAACAACAGAUGAUAAAACCGCAUCCACAAAUUCCUAUUGACCGUCGUGGAGUACGACUCACUGGCUACUAUCUUGGCGAGAAAUGGAUCGAAGUGCCUGAAAUGACACCUGAACUAAUUGUUCCAUCGCUGGUAGACUUUGAACUUAAACCUUAUGUAGCUUACCACGUGGAUGAAGUACAACAGUCAGAAUUCACCCCUAAAGACUUGUUCGAUGCGGUAUAUUCGAAAAAAAUUCGCGAAGAUUUCGAGAAUAAACAGCUGGCCGAAGAUGGUAGCCCCUUAAAUCCUAGCGAAAAUGAAAAAUUAACUGCCAAGGAGGCCAAGCUCUUGGCUGGGAAAACUGGCUGUGAUCUUUUUGGUAAUUAAAUCCUCUACUCACCUUGUAUUGUAUAAGCUAGUUUUAUCAUAUUUGUAGAUUUGUAGAUUUAUCAUGUUCUGACAGAUAUACGUUGAGAUGUGUUAAGAUAAAUGAGUUCUGAUUAUACUUGAACUGCUAUUGUUUUUCUGAUCACAUAGAGAAACUAGAUUCUCACAUAUGUCAAAAUAAAGACGUUAAAAGUCAGCCUACUGUCUUCAUAUUUUCCUGAAGUUUGAAUUUUCAAUUUGAAACUAGAUUAUGGAAAUCAACACAAAUUGUAUUCGACUAAGGCUUGUUAUGCUCUUUAUUCGUUACAAUCUAAGCGCGUUCUAAAGUACAUACACUUAUACUUAUCUACAGAUUAUAUAUGGUAAUUAUUUACUAUUAUUUGUAAUUGUUAUGUGACGAAAAAUUGAGCAUAUUAUCAAAUUGUGCCAGCAUUUAGCUCUUGUUACCACACUCAUGUAACGAUCUGGCCUUUAAUUGGUAGCUUAGCCCAAUUUUACUUGUGUUAAUAGUAAAUAAUUACCUGAACAAAUUACUGUAGUUAUUGACUAGUAUCAACGGCAUCUUACAAUUAGACCUUUUAUAAUAAAUAAUACAUUUGUAUUGAUUUACAAAAUACCUAUUCGAUCAAACUUAAAUUGACAAUUUAAAUCACUUUUGUUAAAAACUCAAGUUAUUAUAUUUUAUUGCUAUUAAAUGAACAGUACGUUUUAUAAAUCGAUUCUUAUGCUAUGAACUAUGUGUAAUACAUGAAACUUAUCAUUUUGAAUCAGGCUUUUUUUUUACUUUAUUUCAACUUAUCUUUGAGCUGCUAACCAGGUUUAUUUUCAAUUUUCAAACAUAUCGCGAUGUAGACCCAGUGUCUCAUUUCAAAUGACUGAUAAAGCAACAAUUAUCUAGUCUAGUCUAUCUUAUCUGCUAUUAAUUCGCUUAUCAAAAAUGUUUGAGCGAAAUUUGAUUGUUUGUUGGGUAAAAAAUGGCGAAAAAUUUGAGUAGUAAAAUCGUUGUCAGUUGUGCGUGGCCGAUAUUGCUUCAAUGCUUCCCAGUAUCUUAUGAGUAUACUAAUCAAAGGAAGAGAACUGAAUACAGAAGUCAUUGUGAGACUGAUUCCAUCUAUGUUCUAUACUCUUGUACGUACGUAAUAAUAAAUCUGCUACAAGUGGUACAAAAACGCAUAAAAUUCUUAAUAGGCAAUAUUCAAACGUUAAAAAAUGAGAGUCAAUUUCAUAUUUAUUGUCUGAUCUUAAAAUUUCUUCUUCAUAGAUUCUGAUUCUAUCGUUAAACAGAGUGGUCUAAAAAAGUAUGCUCUAAAUUAUAUCUCAUAGCUUACACUGAUAUUCCGAACUCGUUCACUACGCUCGUACACCUUAGCUAACGUUCAUUGCUACUAUUAUAAUAAUUAUUAGUAUCUAAUUUCUAUCAGUAUUUUUAUGACCAGCGGAAAUGAUGCAAGACCGUUUUCGUAUUACCUU